Aspergillus ibericus CBS 121593 is the source of this 478-nucleotide messenger RNA. Its product is annotated as DUF167 domain-containing protein. NCBI's taxonomy places the organism in Eukaryota, Fungi, Ascomycota, Eurotiomycetes, Eurotiales, Aspergillaceae. The transcript is spliced from 2 exons. Gene Ontology annotation, cellular component: cytoplasm. The coding region runs from base 83 to 478 and encodes 131 amino acids. The record is from RefSeq and is a predicted model, not a curated record.
AUUCCACCUCACCUCUCCAUAAUUCUCAUUCCCCAGUCCCGUAGCUAUAUCCAUAUAGCCAAACACAUCACCGACCACCACCAUGUCCACUCCGUCCCCCCUCCUCCGCCUCAUCCAAACCGUGACCACCAAAUCCCGAACCAACGCGCCCCUCCACCCCAAACGCUACAACCUCCAAGUCUCCUGCCACGUAAAGCCCAACGCCUCAAAUAACCGCGAAGGCAUCACAGCCAUUGGACCCGACCGGGUAGACGUCUGCGUCGCCGCCGUCCCCAGAAAGGGCGAGGCAAAUGCAGCCGUCUCGCGUGUGUUGGCGCAGGUCUUUCAGGUUCCUAAAUCUAAUGUAGAAGUCAUCCGCGGCUUGAAGUCCCGAGAAAAGACCCUCGCCAUCACCGACCUCGAUAUCGGGUCGCAAAGCGAGGAUGAGUUUCUUCGACAAGCGCGGGGGAUUUUGGAAGCGGCAGUUAUGCCGAAAUGA